Messenger RNA from Adineta steineri, 234 nucleotides. The record is from the annotation of a GenBank genome assembly. Lineage: Eukaryota; Metazoa; Rotifera; Eurotatoria; Adinetida; Adinetidae.
AUGUCGAAUACUGAUCAUGCUAGUAACAUUCCAUCAACUACAACAACAGCAUCCACGGAAAAUCAAUUAGACGAUCUCGUAUCUCAACUUCGACAGACAAUUAAUAAAAGUGAUUGGCUUGUACAUAAUACUUCUAAUAAAUGGGAACAAGAAAAUCCUGAAUUAGCUAAACAAUGGCGUGAAGCUAUAAAAACUGAUCAAACAACUGAUUCUGCAGAAGAAAAGAAAUCAUAA